AUGACUAUCUCCGCUCAAUUCCCUCCCCUGUCUGUGCAAAACAUUGCCCCAUCCCGUCGACUGAUCAACGUCUUACACCAGGAGCAUUUACAAGCGCAGAGAUAUCUCAGGUGGCCCCGCCUCAUCGUGCUCAAUGGCGUCUCGAUCCUUGACAUUGCCCUCAUUGGCACGGCACUCAAGGCCAAGCUAGACGGGGACGAUGACGUUGCCGUGGGAGAGUCAGUGGGCGUCCACACUUCCAUUCUCGAUAUCACCAUCGCACUCGUUGCACUGAUCGCGACGUGCACUAUCGCCUCUGGUAUAAUGGGCGUCUUGACAGUGCUCACGCUGUUUCUCAUGCAAAAGAAGGAGACGCCUCGGAGCGCCUUUCUCAAAUGGGGCUCUCUCGCUAUCGCCAACGUCGGCGUUCUUGUCAUGUCGGCCGUCGUGACCUGGAUGACAUAUACGCGAGGUGGCAAUGUAGAAUCGUCGGAGAUCAUCCCCAUAAGCAUUGUGCCUGCUGCUUCACCUCUCCUAGGCAUUCAUCUCAAGUACAAAGACCAGAACAACGUGCCUGUAUCGACUCUUUGCAUCCCUGAAUAUGCUCUCGCUGCUCCUCCUCGCCAGAUGGAACGUACCUUUGCCAUGGGCAUCAUGGAAAAGUCUCGCUUCUCGAGCUCGGGAUCACGCAAGCUACGGAACGGCCCUUCAGUGCCGCGAAGGACGACCAUCUUUUGCGCAACAGGCGUGCUCGCUGUCUUUCCGCUCAUCUUUGCACCAGUUGGCAUAUCCAGAUUAGCAAGAUCUGGCCAGGACAUCGCAAUCCUCUUUCCUCAGGGUACGACCGCCUCCACUUCGCUCAGCGCAUCUGCGGCGGCUCUGGCAAUCGUGUCGGCGCUCAUCUUGAUCCUGUCCAUCGUAUCUGCUAUCGCUAUACGGAGGAGGAAAUUCGCGCCUUUACUCAAAAUCGGUGAAGCCCUCGGAACUCUGUACAUCCUCAGCGGUAUCAGCGAAUUAGCCGCGUCGAUCGCAUUGGUUGUGGUGCUCUCGAGCGGAAGGGCUACCGUGAAGAAUGACGACAUUCCUCAAGCGGAGCUACAGGGGAUCGUCGAAUUGGACGAAAGGCUGGGCAUCAUCGACUUGAGUCUGUCGCACCAGCCUCUGCUCAUCGUGCUCGCCAUUUCUGGCUUCCUCGUGGUCGUCAUGACCGCCGCAAGUGUUGCGACUGUGCGCUUCGCGUACAAAGAUGCGAGAGUGCGGCGCGAGCAAGAGGAGUACAGGCGACGGACACGACUCACAAAGCAGACGAGCCCCCAGACGUUUUCACAGCUGCCUUAUGUAAUCAACGACGGCAAGUCAUACGUCGCGCCCUCAGUUCCGCCCAUGCCUUACCAAUAUCAGCAAAUCAAUCCUCGACCUACGAGCACACGACAGCGCUCGAUGGCAAUGCCGGAGCAGGCGCGAUCAAACAAGACGAUCUCAUCUCACGAUUCGGUGUACAAGGAUCAGUCUGCAUUCGCUAUUUGA
Mixia osmundae IAM 14324 is the source of this 1506-nucleotide messenger RNA. RefSeq lists its product as uncharacterized. The record is from RefSeq and is a predicted model, not a curated record. The transcript is spliced from 8 exons. The coding region runs from base 1 to 1506 and encodes 501 amino acids. Lineage: Eukaryota; Fungi; Basidiomycota; Mixiomycetes; Mixiales; Mixiaceae.